AUGCCACGAAAAAGUAGGUCUGCAUCUCAGAUAUCUGAAGAAGAAAAGAUAAGAAGAAGGCGCGAGCAGAAAAAAUUAAGUAUACGACGUGUUAGAGCUCGAAUGACUCAAACAGACUUAGAAGAAAGAAGAAGAAAAGAUAGAGAAAGGUAUCAGAAGAAAAAAGAACAAGGACUCCUUAAAACUAUCGCAGACUUUACUCCGAGAGAACAAAGACAAAUAAGGAAACAGUGGAGAGAAAAAGGCAAGAAGAGACGAGAAAAGCAAAGACAACACGAUGCUUUGCAUAAUUUUAUAGAAACAAAUACUCCACCUUCAACUUCAACACUAUCACGUGCAAGUGGUGGUAGUUACAUAUCACAACGUAAUAGAUACCUUCUUAGGGAUGAGAAUAUUUAUUUAAAGAAAAAAAUAUGUGAAUUAGAAUCUAAACUAGCCAAGUAUAGAAUGCGAUGUUUCAGAGAAAUCCAAUCUGCUCAUUUUGGUGGAUCGAAACCUCAAAUAUCGUUGCAUACAUCAGUAUAUUACAGUACACAUUCGGAACCUCCAAAUAAUUUUCUACAAUCCACUUCAUUUUGUACGGUUUCGGAAAAUCUCAGACACGACCCCGUUUUGAUUUGUGUUCAUUUGAAAGCACUGAUAGCAAAAAUUAAAGAACUAUCACCUUAUUUAAAACACUUACAUAUUCUAAGUGAUGGUCCCUCAACACAAUACCGAAAUAAAUCCAUGUUCAAUUUAGUUGCUACCUAUCUAAGCAAGGAGUUUGGAGUGGAUACAAUCACAUGGCAUUUCAGUGAAAGAGGCCACGGUAAAGGAGCACCCGACGGUGUAGGUGGGUGCAUAAAACGACUUUGUGAUAUUCAUGUGGCAAGAGGCAACGAUAUUUCAAAUUUGGAAGGCUUAAUGUCUUGUUUGUUUGCAAACUGUAAAGGCAUUGAAGUGUAUAGAAUCAACGAAUUACUUAUUCCUGAUGUAGAAGAAAUUUUAAAUAAAAGUGUUAUACGACCUUUCAAAGGUACUCGUGAUAUCCAUCAGUUAACAUGGAGUUACAUAGAACCGAGAGUAAUACACGUAAGACGUUUAAGUUGCCAGAUUUGUGCCACACAUGUGAAAUGCCCUCAUUAUGGAUUAGGGAUAAUAGAUGUCAAUUAUAAACCCAUGGACAACUAUAAAUUACCUAGUGAGCCAGAAGGUUUAAAUACUCCCGAUACUCCAGAAGCACCAAAUACUCCUGAAGAGCCUUUAAAUACCCCUGAAAAUUCAACUGUGUCAAUGUCACCGGGCUUUAGUGAUAGGUUAACACCCGAAGUCACAACUGAUGCAAUUCAACAAAAUGUGAGGCCUACCAAAAGACUUCGACCGCGUCUAGAUCUUUUGGAAGACUCUGAUUCGUCUUUAGAAGUGUUUCCCAAACGAAAACGGUUUUCUGUCGCAAUGUGGCAAGAUUCCGAUGAUGAUUCCAUAUUUUAG
Diatraea saccharalis (sugarcane borer) is the source of this 1470-nucleotide messenger RNA. NCBI's taxonomy places the organism in Eukaryota, Metazoa, Arthropoda, Insecta, Lepidoptera, Crambidae. The record is from the annotation of a GenBank genome assembly.